AUGAUUGGUACUUGCAGCAUACUUGGUAUUAUGAUUGGUACUUGCAGCAUACUUGGUAUUAUGAUUGAUGGUUGUGGUAAAGAUGGUUGUGGUACAGAUGGUUGUGGUAAAGAUGGUUGUGAUAAAGAUGGUUGUGGUAAAGAUGGUUGUGGUAAAGAUGGUUGUGGUAAAGAUGGUUGUGGUAAAGAUGGUUGUGGUAAAGAUGGUUGUGGUAAAGAUGGUUGUGGUAAAGAUAAAGAUGGUUGUGGUAAAGAUGGUUGUGGUAAAGAUGGUUGUGGUAAAGAUGGUUGUGGUAAAGAUGGUUGUGGUAAAGAUGGUUGUGGUGAUGGUAAAGAUGGUUGUGGUACAGAUGGUUGUGGUAAAGAUGGUUGUGAUAAAGAUGGUUGUGGUAAAGAUGGUUGUGGUAAAGAUGGUUGUGGUAAAGAUGGUUGUGGUAAAGAUGGUUGUGGUAAAGAUGGUUGUGGUAAAGAUGGUUGUGGUAAAGAUGGUUGUGGUAAAGAUGGUUGUGGUAAAGAUGGUUGUGGUAAAGAUGGUUGUGGUAAAGAUGGUUGUGGUAAAGAUGGUUGUGGUAAAGAUGGUAAAGAUGGUUGUGGUAAAGAUGGUUGUGGUAAAGAUGGUUGUGGUAAAGAUGGUUGUGGUAAAGAUGGUUGUGGUAAAGAUGGUUGUGGUAAAGAUGGUUGUGGUAAAGAUGGUUGUGGUAAAGAUGGUUGUGGUAAAGAUGGUUGUGGUAAAGAUGGUUGUGGUAAAGAUGGUUGUGGUAAAGAUGGUUGUGGUAAAGAUGGUUGUGGUAAAGAUGGUUGUGGUAAAGAUAAAGAUGGUUGUGGUAAAGAUGGUUGUGGUAAAGAUGGUUGUGAUAAAGAUGGUUGUGGUAAAGAUGGUUGUGGUAAAGAUGGUUGUGAUAAAGAUGGUUGUGAUAAAGAUGGUUGUGAUAAAGAUGGUUGUGGUAAAGAUGGUUGUGAUAAAGAUGGUUGUGGUAAAGAUGGUUGUGAUAAAGAUGGUUGUGGUAAAGAUGGUUGUGGUAAAGAUGGUUGUGAUAAAGAUGGUUGUGGUAAAGAUGGUUGUGGUAAAGAUGGUUGUGAUAAAGAUGGUUGUGGUAAAGAUGGUUGUGGUAAAGAUGGUUGUGAUAAAGAUGGUUGUGGUAAAGAUGGUUGUAGGAACAGAGGAAAGUGUUAA
This is a messenger RNA of Procambarus clarkii (red swamp crayfish), 1173 nucleotides long. RefSeq lists its product as uncharacterized. The record is from RefSeq and is a predicted model, not a curated record. Lineage: Eukaryota; Metazoa; Arthropoda; Malacostraca; Decapoda; Cambaridae.